Phytophthora infestans T30-4 is the source of this 2553-nucleotide messenger RNA. Its product is annotated as dolichyl-diphosphooligosaccharide-protein glycosyltransferase subunit STT3A, putative. The coding region runs from base 1 to 2553 and encodes 850 amino acids. Gene Ontology annotation, cellular component: membrane. Gene Ontology annotation, molecular function: oligosaccharyl transferase activity. The transcript has 3 exons. The record is from RefSeq and is a predicted model, not a curated record. Lineage: Eukaryota; Oomycota; Peronosporomycetes; Peronosporales; Peronosporaceae.
AUGGCGCCCAAGUCCAAGGCCAAGAAGGCCACAGCCUCCUCGGAUGAUUCCGAGAAUGAAUCACCCGUGGUCGACCCCACGCCAGCCAAGCAGGUCAACAGUGACCCGACCCGUGUCGUGUUCGGUGUGGAUCUGGACGACCCGCGCGACGUCGAGGACGACGAGAACGCUGUGGCCCCAGUAGCCAAGUAUGCGAUCCUAGCUAUGAUCUGUCUCAUGUCCUUCUCCAUCCGCCUCUUCGCCGUCGUGCGCUACGAAUCGGUGAUCCACGAGUUCGACCCGUACUUCAACUUCCGUACGACCAAGUACUUGGCCUCCGAGGGUUUCCUCGAGUUUUUGGACUGGUUCGAUGACCGUGCGUGGUAUCCGCUGGGUCGUAUCAUCGGUGGCACUAUCUACCCUGGUCUCAUGUACACGGCUGCACUCGUGUACUGGGUGCUCAACCUGCUGAACAUCUCCAUCAACGUUCGCAACACUUGCGUGUUCCUCGCGCCGCUGUUCGCUGCCAACACGGCAAUUGCCAGCUACCUGUUGACCAAGGAAGUGACCAAACGCUCCAGUGCUGGUCUUCUAGCUGCCGCGUUUGCCGGUAUUGUACCGUCAUACAUCUCCCGAUCUGUAGGAGGCUCGUACGAUAACGAAGGCGUCGCUAUCUUUGCGCUUAUCUUCGUGUUCUACCUCUGGAUCAAGGCUGUGCACACGGGAUCCAUGUUCUGGUCCGCUGGCUGUGCACUCACCUACUUCUACAUGGUGGCAGCCUGGGGUGGUUAUGUGUUCAUCAUCAACAUGAUUCCUAUCUAUGUUCUGGUCAUGAUCUUCGCUGGACGCUACACGCCGCGACUGUACAUCGCCUACUCGACGUUCUACACUCUGGGGAGUCUCAUGGCGAUGCAGGUGCCGUUCGUGGGCUUCAACGUCAUCAAGCAGGCCGAGUGUGCUGGAUCGCACGGUGUCUUCGUGUUGCUGCAGGUCUACUGCUUCGUCAACUGGCUGCGUAACUACAUCUCGGCCGCGUCGUUCCGUCGUCUUAUACUGGUCGGCGCUGGUCUGUUGGUCUCCGGCGUGGCAUUGGCUCUACUGGUGCUGCAACUCAUGGGCAAGGUGCAGUGGACUGGCCGUAGUCUGACGCUUCUGGACCCGACCUAUGCGUCCAAGUACAUCCCCAUUAUUGCUUCCGUUAGCGAACACCAGCCCACGACGUGGACCUCCUACUUCUUCGACCUGCACAUCCUCGUGCCGUUCGCGCCCGUGGGUCUCUACUUCCUGUUCCAGAACUUGACGGACGGCGGCAUUUUCGUCAUUCUGUACGGUACUGUUGCCUGGUACUUCGCUGGUGUGAUGGUGCGUCUGAUGCUUACGCUGGCGCCUAUUGCGUGCAUUCUCGGUGCUGUGGGCAUCUCGUCGACGCUGCGUAAGUUCAUGGGAAUCCUGGCUCGUCCGUCGACGUUCGUCGUGCAGAAGGAUGGUGUCCAGCCUGUACCGAAGAUCCUGGCUUUGGGUAUUGUAAGUGGUCUGCUGCUCAUGCUGCUGAGCUACACACUUCACGCUACGUACGUGUCGUCUAUGGCUUACUCAUCGCCCAGUAUUGUGAUUGAAGCCGGCCGUACGCAGACUGGCGAGCGUGUGAACUUCGACGACUACCGUGAGGCGUACUUCUGGCUACGUCAGAACACGGACGCGAACGCCAAGAUCAUGUCGUGGUGGGAUUACGGCUACCAGAUGUCGGCUAUGGCUAACCGCACAGUUAUUGUGGACAACAACACGUGGAACAACACGCACAUUGCUACAGUCGGCCGUGCUCUGGCCUCGUCGGAGGAAGACGCGUACCCGAUCUUGCAGAGUCUGGAUGUGGAUUACGUCCUGGUUAUCUUCGGUGGUGUGACGGGGUACAGUUCGGACGAUAUUAACAAGUUCCUCUGGGCCUGUGCGUAUUGGUUCGGGUGUCUGUGCUACUACCGCUUCGGUGAAGUGAUGACGGACUACCAGCGUCCGCCAGGCUUCGAUCGUGCUCGUAACACGGAAGUUGGAGUCAAGAACAUCAAGCUGACGCACUUGGAAGAGGCCUUCACGUCGGAACACUGGAUCGUGCGUAUCUUCAAGGUGAAGAAGCAGCCCAAUGUCGAGUCUACGACUGCUGUCAAGAAGGCGCGUUUGUCUGAAGCCUCGGCUGCCGAGAACGACAUUUCGAAGGAGAAGACGCGCUUCUUGGGCUGCUCGACGGGCGAGGACAUGCUGGGCAACGACCGCGUGUACGCUGGCGGCCCCAGCGGUGCCAAUUUCAACCUCGCUCUGCACCACGCCAAGGAGAAGGGCAAGCGCUACUUCGCCGUCGCCCGUGUGGCCGGCGAGGGACACGCUUUCGCGUUUAACAAGCUUCCCGUGAGCGAAGCGGACUUGGACGGCAAUGAUGAAGGCUGCAUGCGUGCAUGCAAGGACACGAACUCGCACUCAUGUGGCUGUGCUGACGCUGGAUGCACGGACAUGAACGUGGCGCCCGGUAAGGGCCAGGAGCACAACCGUCGCUGGGCCAUCUACGAGCGUCAGGCCAACUAA